Molecule: messenger RNA, 832 nt
Organism: Rhea pennata
Lineage: Eukaryota; Metazoa; Chordata; Aves; Rheiformes; Rheidae
Gene: LMO1
Product: LIM domain only 1
Exons: 4
Coding region: 20-487 (155 amino acids)
Biological process (GO): positive regulation of transcription by RNA polymerase II
Cellular component (GO): nucleus
Molecular function (GO): DNA-binding transcription factor binding; transcription coactivator activity
Source: RefSeq, a predicted model, not a curated record
CGCCCUCGGCGCCGGGACCAUGGUGCUGGACAAGGAGGACGGUGUGCCGAUGUUAUCUGUACAACCCAAAGGGAAACAGAAGGGCUGUGCUGGCUGCAACCGGAAGAUCAAGGACCGGUACCUUCUGAAGGCACUCGAUAAGUAUUGGCAUGAAGACUGUCUAAAGUGCGCCUGCUGUGACUGUCGUCUUGGAGAGGUUGGAUCAACUCUCUACACAAAAGCGAAUCUCAUUCUUUGCCGCAGAGAUUACCUGAGGCUCUUUGGUACCACCGGGAAUUGUGCUGCCUGCAGUAAACUGAUCCCUGCCUUUGAGAUGGUGAUGAGGGCCAGAGAUAAUGUUUACCAUUUGGACUGCUUUGCCUGUCAGCUCUGCAACCAGCGAUUCUGUGUGGGAGACAAAUUUUUCCUGAAGAACAACAUGAUCUUGUGUCAGAUGGACUAUGAGGAAGGGCAGCUGAACGGGAGCUUCGAGUCCCAGGUUCAAUAGCAAACUCUGCUUCGCUGAAGCACUGUGGGAUGGACGUUCGGCCGCGCCAGCAGUGAGGGCGUCCGUCAGCUUGCCUGCAAUAUUUUUUUAAUUCUUGGUCCAGAAAGGACUAUAUACAUUGUAGUACUUCCCCCCCCCCCAACACAAAGCAGUUAAAAUUUUAGAUGUACAGUUGUGCCUGCUUAGCUGAGCACUGCAUUGCCUGUAUGUUUGUGAGUUUUUGGGGUCUGGGGAGGGCUCUGUACAGUCUGUUUUCUGUAUAUAAACUGGAACAUUUAUUUUAUGAAAAAUGUAAUGCAAUUUUAUUACUGGUGUGAAUUAAAAAUUAUGAAUGUUUCCUGGUCA